CAAAUUAAAACGAAAAGAAAAUUAAUAACAGCCAUUCUACUGUCUAGUCUCCCCGCUAAAUCCCCAAGUAAAACCCUUCUCUUUACCCUUUUUUGCCCCAUUUCUUGAAUCCCUCUUUUCAAAUCCCUAGCUUUUUAAUUCUAGUUCCUCAUCCUUCAGGUUAUCCGGGUCACUUUCUGUUGAUUUUAUUUGUAUAUAGAGACUGAGGGAGUAUAUAUUAGCGGCGACAAUGGCAAAGGAGAAGCAGGAGGAGGAGGAGAAAGCGAACAUGGAGGCUCGGAUACUGGGCGGUCUUCAAUCCCGCCUUCAGCAUUUCAGAGACAACGCUUCUUCCUUAACUCUGGCGGGUAUUCGGAGGAUUUUAGAGGAAGACUUGGGGUUUGAGAAAUAUGCAUUGGAUGUGCAUAAGAGUUUCAUAAAGCAGUUCAUUGAGAAGAAUUUGAAUGAUGAUGAUGAUUAUGAGACCAAGAAUUCAGAUAGCCACACAGAAAAAGAAGCCAAUUCAUCUGUAGGAGAAGCGACAAAAUCUCCUGAAAAAGAAGAGUUGGCUAGAACGAGCCCUAGUGAUGAGGCAGAAAAGGAAGAAGACUCCCCAAUAAUGGGAGUUUUGACACCCAAAACUGAGAUGGUUGACUCUCAAGGCAUUGAAAUUAGUGAGAGCAUGUUAAAGAACGCCAUUUGGGAAAGAGCAGAUUAUAUUAGAUCACAGUCUGAGAAACUUACUUUGGCUGGAGCUCGCCGGUUUUUGGAGGACGAUCUCAAGCUUAGUAAAAAUGCUCUUGACCCAUUCAAAAAGAUUAUACGUGAGCAAAUAGAAAAGGUUUUUGAUGCUAAUGAUGUUUCAACAUCAGCAAUGAGUGCUAAGAGGAAAAGUUCUGGAAAUCGUCAGAGUAAAGCUGCAGAAAGCACUAGUAGUGAAAGAAAAUUGGGCUCUAUAGACGAUGACGAUGAUGAUGAACAGCAUAAAAUGAAAUCAAGUGGAAAAACCGUUCGAAGAGUUGAAGCUAAAAAACUUGACAGGGAAAAGAAACGUAAAAGACCUGAGAAGAAAAUUGAUGUUGCUGUCAAAAAUCAGAGUAAGCUAGUGAAAAGGCAUUCAGAGGAAAGCAGCGAUGCUGACAAUGAAGGAGAUGUGUCUGAUGAUGGUGAAUCUCAAUCUGCCAAAAAAUCUGUAAAGAAGAAAGAAGCAUCAACUCCUACAUUUGGGAAACAUGUUGAGCACCUAAAAUCAGUAAUUAAAGCUUGUGGAAUGAGCAUUGCACCUACAGUUUAUAAGAAAGCAAAGCAGGUACCUGAUGGCAAACGUGAGGCUUUCUUGAUAAAGGAAUUGGAGGACAUUCUCGCAAAAGAAGGGCUAUCAAAAAAUCCUUCUGAAAAAGAAAUCAAAGAAGUCAGAAAGAGAAAGGAAAGAGCAAAAGAGCUCGAGGGUAUUGAUCUUAGCAAUAUUAUUACUAGUUCGCGAAGAAGGUCAGCCAUGAGCUUUUUGCCUCCUCCUAAACCCCAAAAAAAAGAAAAAGUUCGAGAUGAUGCUGUUAGUACUGAUAAGGACAAGGAUGCUGUAAGUGAUGACAAUGAAAAUGAAAAGCAAGAACAAGAAAAAGAUGGUGAUAAUGCUGUUAGCACUGAUAAGGACGAGGAUGGUGGAAAUGAUGACAAGAAAAAAGAAAAGCAAGAACGAGAAGAAGACGAAGAAGGUGAUGAUGAAGAAGGAGAAGAAGAUGGAGAUGACAGUCAAAGCGAAGAUUUUAACGAAGGUGAUGAGGACAGCGAUUGAAUAGGCAUUGUUUACCUGUAUGUAACUCUGACAAGAGCUGAAGAUUGUAGAAUUAGGAGGAUCAAGGGGCACAAACAAUGGUUAAUAGUUGUUCGUGGUAAUUUAUGGCCAAGAUUGGCCCGAUAUCCUUCUUUUAUGUGCAGUUGUGAUGUACUUGUGAUAUACAGUUAUUCACAGAGAACAUAAAGUCCCAUCAAAGUGACGAAUCGAGACCAAGUUCAGUAGCUUGUACAACUUGUGCAUUGUUCUUUACUAUGUGUGAAAUACUUUGCAUCACUAUUCAGGACCAUCCAA
Messenger RNA from Coffea arabica (coffee), 2068 nucleotides. RefSeq lists its product as uncharacterized. The record is from RefSeq and is a predicted model, not a curated record. Gene Ontology annotation, cellular component: nucleus. Lineage: Eukaryota; Viridiplantae; Streptophyta; Magnoliopsida; Gentianales; Rubiaceae.